Aspergillus versicolor CBS 583.65 is the source of this 2068-nucleotide messenger RNA. Its product is annotated as Zn(II)2Cys6 transcription factor. Bases 65 to 2032 code for a protein of 655 amino acids. Gene Ontology annotation, biological process: regulation of DNA-templated transcription; DNA-templated transcription. Lineage: Eukaryota; Fungi; Ascomycota; Eurotiomycetes; Eurotiales; Aspergillaceae. The record is from RefSeq and is a predicted model, not a curated record. The transcript has 7 exons. Gene Ontology annotation, molecular function: DNA binding; DNA-binding transcription factor activity, RNA polymerase II-specific; zinc ion binding.
CUCGGCGCUGCUUCUUUGAUUCGCGUUUCUGCUUCAAUCCACUUUGCUUCCAUCUCAGCCCACCAUGACUAGUCACCCCAGCGAGGAACUGGGUCCGGACCACCGCAACGAGCCGCCGGAGGGGAAGAAGCGGCGCCACGACGUCGCCAGACAGGCCUGUGAGCGAUGUCGCGUGAAGAAGACUCGCUGCGACGAGCAGUUCCCCUGCGGGCUGUGUCGGGGGCUCGGGGUUGAGUGCGUCUACAGCUAUCGCAAGCAAACUCGCAGCGAGAUCUCCUCGAAUGCCCUGCUCCGGAUGCUGGGACGUCUGGAAUGUAAACUGGAUAAUAUCUCCGCAAAGACCGCUACUGGUUACUCCCCCCAUGCUGGCAACAUGCCACUCCCUGGCACGCCCUGGACAGCAGACAACCCUCCACCACCUACAUACGUUUCUCCCCCAUCGCAUGAUGUCGUCGAGAGUGCGCCCAGCUUCCCCGCGUCCGCCGUCGUCCCCUGGAGUGCGCACCAGGUCAUCCUAUGGAAGCCGAUCCUCCCGAUGCUGCCGGACGCGAUCAAGGCGAUUGUCAACGAGCACGGCGUAGACUACUCGACAACGCUUGAGAUGAGGAGGCCCCGGCUGUCAAUGGGACUGCGGCCAGGGAGCAGAAGCGAGACGGACUUGCUGGGCAACCUGAGCGUGUCGAUGGUGAAGGAGCUGUGUGAAUCGUACUUUUCUACAUUCCACCUCACAUACCCGAUGAUGGACCGCACAUUCUUCCUGCGCCAUACGCUCUCGGCUGCCAUCAAGGGCGAGUUUGGAUACGAUAUCGAGAGCUGUGUUGUGCUGGCUGUCAUGGCCCUGGGCUGCUGGUCCAAGCGGGCUCUGGGGGAGUUCCACGAGUAUCGGACCCAGGGCCACCGCAAGUUAUCAGGGAGUGAUAUGGACUACGAGUACAUGGGGCCUGGCGCUGAAGCGGGCAUCCCUGGGCUCGCGUUCUUUAACGAGUCGAGAAAGCGUAUCGGGUGGCUGAUCAAUGACAAUGACAUGCAGAGCUGCCAGUACUAUCUGUUGUCAAGUAUGUUCUACGCACAACUGGUACGGCCUGUCGACUGGUGGACAAUGGCCAACCGAGCCAGCACCUGCUGUCGCAUGUUCUGGGAGAAUGUUCCCACCCCCUGCGACGAGUGGGUUGUCGACAUGUGGUCGCGUUUGUUCUGGAAUGCCGUCAUGUUCGAUGCUAUUCUGGCGCAGGAGCUGAAGCUCCCUGGAGGCCAGCUCGACGAGCUCUCGCAGCGAGUACCGUUGCCUACGUUUGUCAAGAUCAAGCAGCCUGCAUUCCUGCCGAUGGAGUCGGAUGCUGAAGAGGACGAUUCAUUCUUCCAUUAUCAUUUCCUGGCGCAGGUCGCCCAUCGGAUCCUCUUGACGAGGACCAAGUCUAGUAUAUUUUUUACCAGUACGCUCUCUCUCUCUAUCUGUCUCUGUCUCUGUGUUGGUUCUGACGUUACAGGUGAAUAUUCAUCACAAUCAGUAGAGGAAGAACUGUAUCAACAGCUUGAGAGAUGGCGGAACCAGCUACCCACGGGUCUACAGUUCGACGACGACCAUCUGGCGCCAUUACCUGACUCGCCAAGUGAGAUUCUUGUCGUCUCCUGGCUUCGCUUCCGGUAUAUCAUAGCCAAGUUCCACUUUGGGAGACCCUUACUUCACAAAGUCAUCAGCCGGCCAGAGGACGCGACAGACGCAGAGCUACGCAAAUGUGCAGAAGUGUUUGACCAGAUUUUCCAAUGGGAGCCCAUAAUAAGAGUGAUCGCAGUGAUGCCCAGCUGUAUGCCUUUGAAGUUUCAAAUAUCCUCACAACUCUUCGGCCACAUCAUACUGGUAUGGUGCUUCCGGCACUGCGGCGACCCCAGAGUACCACAGGUUGUGCCCUCGCGAUAUCGAUCGUGGUGUAACUUUGCGCUUGGAUUCUUGCAGGAGACUGCGUACUCCGGUCCCACGCUGGCGAAGGAUGCAGAGAUUGCGACGAUUUUAUGCCAGGAUUUGAUCGCCUAGACCGAGAUACCUUAAUAGCUUAUGAACUGACGGCCC